Molecule: messenger RNA, 1027 nt
Organism: Papilio polytes (common Mormon)
Lineage: Eukaryota; Metazoa; Arthropoda; Insecta; Lepidoptera; Papilionidae
Product: retinol dehydrogenase 13-like
Exons: 1
Coding region: 50-934 (294 amino acids)
Source: RefSeq, a predicted model, not a curated record
CAGUGUUUAUGCUGACUUGAUACCGCGUUGUUUAUUUCGUUUAACCAGGAUGUGUGAAACACAAGGAAGGCUCGACGGUAAAGUGGCGAUCGUCACCGGCGGCAGUUCCGGGAUCGGUUUUGAAGCUGCUAAGAAUUUAGCUUAUCGAGGUGCGAGGGUUAUUAUCGCCAGUCGAAACGCUACUAAACUUGUCAAAGCUAGAAACAGAAUACGAAGUGUCACCGGUAAUAAAAAUGUAGUGGACAGAGUUCUUGAUUUAGGAUCGCUAAAAUCUGUUAGGAAUUUCACUGACUUCACAAUCAAGACAGAAGAAAGACUCGAUGUGUUAGUCAACAAUGCAGGAGCUCUUGGACUAUCAGAUCGACUAACAGAAGAUGGAUUAAACCUUACCAUGCAAGUGAAUUACUUCGGUACAUUCUUACUGACGUAUCUAUUGCUGCCUUUGUUAAAAGCAUCAGCUCCGAGCAGGAUUAUAAACGGUGUUGCAGUAGCGAUGUACAUCGGACAUUUAGAUUUCGACCAUUGGAACGACGUUGGAUAUACUAACGUUCAAGUAAUGGCUAACUCGAAGUUAGCAAUGGAUUUAUUUAAUGCAGAAUUAAGUCGACGCUUAAAAGAUGAUGAAGUUACUGCAAAUACUUUUGACCCAUAUAUAACAAAAGAUACGGAUAUUUUGAACAACAUGGAAGGACUUUCUAGGAAUAUUUCUCAAUUAUUUGUUGAUAUAGUGGGCCAGCCUAAGGAAGACGUUGGUAAGCAGAUCGCAAUGUUGGCAGCAGACCCUGAUAUGGCAAAUGUAACUGGCAGGCAUUAUAAAUUUUGUAGAGAAUGGAUCAAUCACUGGUUGGCGUAUGAAGAGGAUUUUACUAAACAACUUUGGGACGCAUCAAAGCAAGUUGUAAAUAUAACAGCGGACGAGGACUGGGAUGUUUAAUACUCGUGAGUGAAAACAUUUGCAUGGCUUAGAGGGCAGCAGAGUCGUGAUAAUUUUAAACUUUCGAAAAUAAAUAAUGAAACAAAAAAAUGU